GGUCAACAGCCCCAUCUUUCAUCUUUUAACUAGGGCUUUUUGCUGCCGCAGCACCACCGAUCUCGUUCGAUCGCAGGGAGUGAUGGCGGAAUUGGAUGCUGCUGAGUCAAAAAUACGAAAAACGGAGCAGGUUGAAAUGGCGAAGGAAGCGUGCCUUUGCCUUAUGACGUAUGGAAAGUUGAUCGUGAUCAAACUGAGCAAUUUAAAGGAAGAAGUUGAUGUCAAAGAUUGGACUUGUUUGCCUCCACCACCGUUCGAGAUGUUUUUGGAUCUUCCAGGUCAUGAUAUGUGUCCCUUCGAGUUCGACUCCAAGAUCUAUAUGGCGCCGUCCGACAAGUUGAGCCUGCCGCGUGAAAUUGGCAGAGCCAAAGCCGUUUCCAUGGGGAAUCUGGUCGCCUGGCCAAUCUACGAAAUCAAAUUUGAGGAGUGCAGAAUUGCCCCUACGCUGGAUGGUGCACCCUUUCCUUUUUACAAAUCAUACAUCGCAAACACGCCAGGCUCAGGCGAUGUUUACUUCUAUAUAAAUGUGAGGCAACGGGUCAAAGAUGAAUCUAGAUUUUACGUUCUUUGUUCUGAUUCUAGAGUUUGGAAACCCUUGAUGGCUCCUGGGGCCGCCAUCAUUAGCGAGCCACAUGUCGAGAAUACCAUGUUCGUCCUCGACAACAACCUCUUUUUUUCAUCGUCCAGGGAGUUGGAGAGAGACUCCUAUUUGGCCCGCUUCGACCCCAUCAAAGAGACUUGGAUGGAUAUGUCUGCCGCUGAUAACAAUCUUUCGAACUUCAUAACGGGUAGACUCAUUAGCGGCGGUAGACUCUUUAGCCGCAGUGACCAAUGUCGUAAUACUUAUUUCCCACACAUUUCUGUGUCCCUUCCCGGUCUUGGAAGCAGCAACUACACCGUUUGCCUUACACAUGAGUAUGUGGAGGAACCUCCUCAUACACCUUUGGACAAGGUCCUUGCCAUUCUCGUUAACCACCUGAAUGGCCUAGUCGCAUUAUAUCAAUACCUUGAUGUGGCUUUUGAGGGUAUUCUACCACCGAUGGAAGGACCCGGCAGAUUCAAUUUUGUUGACCUUGGCAACGGGAAGCUGUGUGCAAUAUGCUCUAGCCAGUUAUUGGGUUCCGUUCCCCGUUCAUCCGCGCACUGCUUCUCCAUUUUCACACUGUCCGUGUUGAAGGACUUUGCAGCAUUGCAACUUGACAGUGGGGCUCCUCCCAUGGAGCGAGAUUUCUUACAAGUUACUGUCCAUAGGAAGAGUGUCUUCACCAUGGAGAACGGUGGGAUUACUGGGAUUACUAAUUGUAUGCGCCAUGCGUUUGUUUGGCCACCUACUAAGGGAGGAAGAUUUCAGCACAGGACAACUCUAUUUUAGUAACAUUUCUUGUUAUUUCUUGUGGCUUAUUAUCCUCCCUAGUCGUUUUCAAUAGGAUUAUGAAUGAACAAUGAAUUAAAUAUUAAUGUCUUUCAGGAAUAUGAUCUUGCUUUGAGUUGUGUCUA
Messenger RNA from Arachis ipaensis, 1497 nucleotides. RefSeq lists its product as uncharacterized. The record is from RefSeq and is a predicted model, not a curated record. NCBI's taxonomy places the organism in Eukaryota, Viridiplantae, Streptophyta, Magnoliopsida, Fabales, Fabaceae.